This is a messenger RNA of Diorhabda carinulata, 378 nucleotides long. RefSeq lists its product as uncharacterized. The record is from RefSeq and is a predicted model, not a curated record. The transcript has a single exon. The coding region runs from base 1 to 378 and encodes 125 amino acids. Lineage: Eukaryota; Metazoa; Arthropoda; Insecta; Coleoptera; Chrysomelidae.
AUGGUCAUAAGAACUGUACAUACUUGUAUAUCACCAAACAUAGACCUUUCAGAAUUUCAGAAGGACAUUGACUCAGUGACGCAGAUUCUUACGAGACAUGGGUCGUUCGGUACCUUUACCAAAAGAAUUAAAAAUAAGAAAAAUCACACAUGCGGUAUGUGUGAACAAAAGGACGACCCGACCCAUGUCUUGUACGAAUGUGCGAGAUGGGAUCAAGAAAGAAGAGCAGUAGAAAAGAAGAUCGAGAGAAUAUUACCGAGAGAGAAUGAGAUAGUUGAUUACUUGAAAAGCUCCCAAAUUAAUUGGCUAAAUAUAUCAGAAUUCAUGACGGUAGUAAUGAAGAAGAAAGAAAAAGGGGAUAGAGAGAUAAAAGGGUAA